Messenger RNA from Penaeus indicus, 3419 nucleotides. It is a transcript of the gene Fbxl4, whose product is annotated as F-box/LRR-repeat protein 4-like. Gene Ontology annotation, molecular function: protein binding. Gene Ontology annotation, biological process: SCF-dependent proteasomal ubiquitin-dependent protein catabolic process. The record is from RefSeq and is a predicted model, not a curated record. Gene Ontology annotation, cellular component: SCF ubiquitin ligase complex. The transcript is spliced from 12 exons. Bases 202 to 2091 code for a protein of 629 amino acids. Lineage: Eukaryota; Metazoa; Arthropoda; Malacostraca; Decapoda; Penaeidae.
CAAGGAAGCGAAGGAGGCGACAGAGCAGGAGAAACGGGGGGAAGAGGCAGGUACACUAAGUCAGUUCAGGUGUUGGUCUUGUUGGCUCAACGUCACUCUGGGUGAGACAGCUCUCUGGCGACAUAUAUCUAAUGUCCCAAAACUAUUUCCCAUCAUCCGACAGUCCACAAGCCAUCUCUGGUUAUUAUCAGUUGAUGAAAAAUGGCAUCCAUAACUACUAAUUCACAGUGUGUAUUGGAUCAGUAUGUUAAGGAGGUGUCUGACUUCAGUUCCCAAUAUGGUAGUGAUGGUUCCAUAUCAUAUGUUGCAAAUAAUGUCAUCGGGAAACCAGCACUUUAUCCCGAGUAUGGGGACUUUUCAGCAGCAUAUUGUAUGAGGAGUUAUGGCAAGUGGUGGACAAAGUGUGAAUCAUCCACCCACCCUAUCGAUGAUCCUCGUCCAUUGUUACCUCCAAGUGUCGAUUUCAUUGAUGUGAGAUAUGAAAUUGCAGUGUAUCCUAUCAGGAUUGAUUUCUAUGAAACCUACAAUCCUGGUAGUGUGGUACGAGUAUGGGGUUCCCUAGAAGGGCAAGGUUGGGUGCUCUUAUGGUCAGGAGAGGCACAGCUUGGCUUACGCCAAGUUGCACGCAUUUUUUCCCCGCCAGUUAUACAAGCUGAUAAACCUGUUAAUUUGCUGAGAAUAGAAUUUGAUCAGCAUAGCCACAGUUACUAUUCUGCACUUGAUGCCAUCCUCUUAGUGGGAUCUACACACACAUCUAGUAAACAGCAUUUGACCUUUCAAGAAACCAUCACUUCACAGAUCAUGAAACUAGGUCUGCACAACAUAGCGAGUGAAGAAGAAAUCCUUUCCGGCGUGCAGUUCCUUUUGUCCGAAGAGAACUUGCUGAGGAUGGUGGCUGAGGAAUGUGAGAGCAAGGAAGUAGAACCCCUGAGAGAAGAGAAGGCAGAAUUCAUAGAUGAAUGUGAGACUGAGUCCAGCACAAAAGAAGUCAUUAACGAUGAACUAAUCGAGAGCAAAUUCGAGGACUCGGGGGAUGAGGGUACAAGUGGAGGUUACUUUGACAUGUUGCCUGAGGAACUCAUUAUUCACAUUUUAAAAGAACUGGAUAUAAGAAGCCUGUGUCGCUUGGCCCACACCUGCAAGCUGCUUCAGAAAUACACCUCAGAUCCCUUCCUGUAUAUUAGACUGAAUCUCAAGAACUGUUGGUGGUUGGUGAGCAAUGCCACCCUAGAAUGUCUUUCAUCAAGAUGCCUGCUCCUGCAGUCACUUGACCUUUCAUGGUGUGGUCCAUACAAUGCUCUUGACACAGAAACAUUCAUGGAAUUCAUCCACACAUGUGGAAGACAGCUCACCAUAUUGCGUCUCAAUAACUGUCACUUCAUUGAUAAUUAUUGCCUGUAUAUGAUUGCUAAUGUCUGUCUCAGUCUGGAAGAAUUGAGCAUGGCCAACUGCUCCAAAGUCGAUCAUCUUGGUUUCGGGGAGUUGAAGAAAGCCAGGUGUUUAAGUCGACUGGAUUUGUCUCGAACACGCAUCGAUUUCCACACCCUACAGCUGUUGCUACAGCAUGCUGGUCAACUUCGCCAUCUUAGUCUGAAUAAUUGCACUCAGCUUGAUAUGGAUGAGGUUGCACUGACGCUAGCUACCUUUAGCCGUGACCUAAUAUCACUUGGUGCAUGGAAGACACAUGGUCUCACAGCCAGAGGUCUUCGUGCUCUGGCUUGCAUUCCAACACUCCAGGAUCUUGACUUGGGUUGGGCGUUGUCAGGAGUUAUAACUGAUGGUCUUGGUGAGUUGGUACGAGGAUGUCGAGGAUUAAAACGAUUAUAUCUUACUGCAUUGAGAACACUAACAGACCAUGACCUACAUCACUUAAUGACACACUCUCAUGAACUUGCACAGCUUGACAUCAUGGGCACAAGAAAUGUUACUCCGGAAGCUGUGCACAGGUUGUUGCAGAGCUGCCAACACUUGGAAUUACUUGAUGUCAGUUUUUGUGAACAAAUUCAUAUUACAUACAUACACCAGUGGAAUUCACAGUUUCCAAAAGUUGCCAUCAAAGGGGGACUGAAGCACCAAGUUCGUAUUGUGUGAAAAGGACAUCUCAGGGGAAGAAUAUAUGUAGACUUUAUUAUUACAAAAAAAUUGUCUCAUAUUUAUUCAGUGUGAUUUAAAUAUUGAAUGAUAACUGAGCAAAUAUUGGUAUUCCUUAAACAGUCAGAGAAUGAAUUAUCAUUGGAAUUUUGAUUAUGAAUAAGGAACCAUAAGCAUUACAUUCGAGACCUUGAUACUCUUAUCUGAUAUACAAAAUAAUCUGAAGUUGUGGUACGAAGUUAAUACAUGUAAAUUCUUGGUUUACCCUGCCUGUUUGCAGUAUUUUGGUUUAACAUGAUUUUUUUCAUAGCUCUUGGAACACAUCUUGUGCCUUCCACCCCUCUAGUCCCUCCUAUGCAGCAUUUAUUGUGGUCAUUGCCCACUCCCUCUUUGACAUUUGUGCUCCUCUUAUCCACCUCAAAAACGGCUAUCAGGACAUUAAUGAAAACGGCAAGAGGAAAAGAUAGCACAAUCUACAAAACUUAGUUCUAUAAUUGAUUUAGCAAUUUAUUUAAAGGGGUUUUACUUUACUAAAUUCAAUUAUUUAUGUGUAUUUUGAGAGUCAUGAAGUCUGGGCAGGAGGUAGGGGUACAUAUUUUUCUUGUUCUCCUUAUGGGAGUAAUUGUCAUUUCUGAUAUUUGAUUUUACAGGACAGAUUCAGAAAUGGGACUCUACUGUAAAUCUAGAAUUACAUGUUUUAGCUUCAUGACCAAAUAACUUUUCUUCUUCUUCUUCUCCUUUAAUAUUAUUUCACAAUGUUUCUCAAAAACUUAAUUAUGGGGUUGUAUUAUCUGAAUAGUUAUUCAUGCCCUGGGAUAUUUAAUAAUUAUCUUUGUUGAUAUUAUUAUAUAAUGCGUUUGUUUGAUUUUCUGAUCUUGACCUUCGCUAUGAAGAGUAGAUGUGUGUCAUAUCUCCAGAUAUAUGUUUAGUCAGAUUAAGGACUAAAUAUUAGCAGAGCACAUUUUGGAAUAUGUAGCAACUGUAACAUGGUAACUCCUUUAAUGAUAUUUCUUUUACAUAGGAGAAAUAGUCAAGACAGUGUAUUUAGUGGUAUGCAUUAUUUGUUUUCAUUUAUUUAAUAUUAGAAGAAGAAGCCUAUGUUAAAGAGUGUAUUGUAAUGUCACCUUCAAUAUUCAAUCACAGUUCUUGCAUAGAUCUGUUUUCAUGGUUUUUUUGGGGAAUAAGGAAUCCACUGUUUACAUAUCGGUACAUUACAGAGUAGUACAAUAGUUUACUGUGCAUUCCAGAGAAGACAUUUUGGGGACAUAUUCCUCUAGGAGAGAGAAUCCUAGGGUUCUAGUCAUUAGACAAUAAAGAUAUUGACUUUU